UCACAAUAAUCUGCGUAGGUGAUUUUUUCGUUGAUUUACAGUUCGACAGUGAUUGGACUAUCAGAUAUCUAAUAAUUGAUAGCCAAAUAAAUUCAUCUAGGCCACAAAAACAAAUGAACAAAAUGUUAAAUAUAUUUUUCUCUGUUUCUUAUUGGCUCUCGUAAAUUGGCCUUUGUAAGUGACCUUCAAAAACGUGGGCGAGAACAAAACCACGCUUCUGUUCCUAUUCUGUGACAUAACGUGUGUCUAGAGUAAUAAAAACUGAAAUAAUUUCUCUCCAGAGUCCUGACUGCACAUUGUGGAUUAGUCCGUCGUAGAACGUAUGAUAAAUAUGGAUGCAUUCGUAGAAGCGUUUUUCGCCAUAGAUCAAGAUCGUUCAGAAACUAUCACAAUAGAUGAGUUACAAACAUAUAUGGUGAAAAAUGAUAUGGAUCCUGCUUUUAUAGCGAGAUGGCAAGAAUUAUUCGAUCCUCAAAAGACAGGCAUAAUUACACUUUCAAAAUUUUGUGAUGUAUUAGGAUUGGAACUGGAGGCUUUACGAUUCAAAUAUGUUGAACAAGAAGAAUUAAAGGUGGCAACAGAUUUACAUUCUUCACUGGAAAAUGUACAUAAACUUCAAGAGAACGGUCAAACGAAUAAUAACGUAAAUAAUACAAAUAGUGCAAACAAUGGAUUAUCAAAUGAAUUAAUCAAGUCAACUGAUUAUCAAGAGAUCUCUGGUGAUAUGCCAGCAGAAUUGAAAGAGACAAUCUUUGCCAUAGUUACAGAAGGUGAAGAUAUAUAUAACAACAAUGAUAAAGAACUAGUUAAAUGGAUCAAAUUACGUUUGGACAAGCAUUAUAAACGUUUAUGGCAUUGUGUAAUUGUACGAGGUCAAUAUUCAUCAUUCUAUUCGUAUCAACCAGGUUAUUCAUUUUGUUUCCGUCAUGGACCACGUGUUUUUCUAUUGUUUAAAACACCGAAUACUUAAACAAAAUUAUUAUUUGUGUGUUUUGCUUGUGUAUUUCUAAUCGUUUUUACAUAUCAUCAUUGAAACUAUUUAACCACCUAUACAUUCUUAGCAACGACAACAAAUUGAACAGGAUAUAGAAUAAAACAUAUCGAUUCUACCGGGAGGAAACAUUUCAAGUCAAUAUUCAAUUACCAUUUAUUUUAAUGCAGUUGUAUAAGUUAAAACAAAAGAAAACCUUCGCUCCUAACCCAGCUGUAAUUCUUUGAUCUUUUUUUUUUAACACUGAAUUUAUUUUUUUUCCCAGUUAUAACUUGGGUUGUUACGUUUUACAUGUUAUACUGUGCUUAGCAUAAUUUUCAUGGAAUAUCCCAGAAUUGAUGGAUU
This is a messenger RNA of Schistosoma rodhaini, 1336 nucleotides long. NCBI's taxonomy places the organism in Eukaryota, Metazoa, Platyhelminthes, Trematoda, Strigeidida, Schistosomatidae. The record is from the annotation of a GenBank genome assembly.